GUUCAAAAUGGCUCCUAUCAGCUAUGAAGCGUCAUUUGGAACAAGCUACAGAUUUUUCAUAAACUAUAGUAAAUUAUAGUGUAUGAUUUCCGCCAUCUAUAAUUUCUUUUUCCGGUUACACUCGUGUAGAUUCAAGACACGAUGAAAGCAAAGGGAGAAUUGAAAGAAUAUGAAGUCAUUGGAAGGAAACUUCCAACUGAGAAGGAGAAGACAACUCCUCUUUAUAAAAUGAGGAUAUUUGCACCAGAUGCAAUUGUUGCUAAAUCUCGUUUCUGGUAUUUCUUGAGACAAUUGAAAAAAUUCAAAAAAUCUACCGGUGAAAUUGUUUCACUUAAACAGAUACCAGAAAAAACUCCAACCAAGAUCAAAAACUUUGGAAUUUGGUUGAGGUAUGAUUCUCGAUCAGGUACUCACAAUAUGUACAGAGAAUACAGAGAUCUUUCAGUCAGUGGAGCUGUUACUCAGUGUUAUCGUGAUAUGGGAGCUCGUCACCGUGCUAGGGCUCAUUCGAUACAAAUAAUUAAAGUUGAAGUGGUUAAAGCUGCUAAUUGCCGUAGGCCGCAAGUUAAACAGUUCCAUGACUCUAAAAUUAGAUUCCCAUUGCCUAAGCGAAUCCAUCAUCGCAAUCGUAUGCCUCUAUUCAGCGUACGUAAACCACGUACCUAUUUCCUUUAAAUAUUAAUGGUACGAAAUUAUGUAUUUUAAUAAUGCAAAUACAUUGUGGUGAGCAAAAA
Messenger RNA from Chelonus insularis, 734 nucleotides. It is a transcript of the gene RpL18A, whose product is annotated as ribosomal protein L18A. Gene Ontology annotation, cellular component: cytosolic large ribosomal subunit; ribosome. The transcript has 3 exons. NCBI's taxonomy places the organism in Eukaryota, Metazoa, Arthropoda, Insecta, Hymenoptera, Braconidae. Gene Ontology annotation, molecular function: structural constituent of ribosome. Gene Ontology annotation, biological process: translation. The record is from RefSeq and is a predicted model, not a curated record. The coding region runs from base 142 to 675 and encodes 177 amino acids.